AGUGGAGCUGCAGCUUAGAGGUGGAUAAAGUUCGUCUCCACGUUGGAAGUGAUAGAAAGUAUUAUCCCGAUCCGGCCACCGUUUCCAGUUUUCGGGGAGGAGAAUUAAUCGAGGGCGAUUGUUGAAGUGUGAAUAUUAAUUAAAAAAAACAAAACAACAACCCACCGAGGCUCGGCGGCGGAGGAACUUCACGGGUUUUGGUUGACGAUCGCGCGAGUCACAAGAAGAAAAAGUUUUUCUCAGGACAGCAAGUUGUCAAGUGAGUCGAACUUCAACAACAGGCGGACUCAAUCACAGGACACAUGUAAACAGUCGCUUUCAGACUCUUUUUUUUUUUAAGGAGAAAGGACUUCCCAUAAAAGGUGAUAGAAAAAAAGAACACUUUAUGUCCAGGAAAAUGGAAGCGACGUUCUACGACGAAGCCGUGAACGCCUCCAGCUCUCAGCGGGACGGGCCGGCGGUGUUCGGCUUCAACCCCAAAACCCUCAAGCAGACCAUGACCCUGAACCUGAACGACCCGAAAAACUUCAAGCCGCAGCUGGGCGCCAAGGCCCUGGACCUCCUGACGUCCCCCGACGUGGGGCUGCUGAAGCUGGCCUCGCCCGAACUGGAGAGGCUGAUCAUCCAGUCGUGCAGCGGACUCACGACCCCCACCCCGACCCAGUUCGUCUGCCCCAAGAACAUCACCGACGAGCAGGAGGGGUUCGCCGAGGGGUUCGUGAGGGCGCUGGCCGAGCUCCACUACCAGCAGCAUGCGCCGGUCACCCACCCCGACGCGCAGCCCGGCGCCGCCAACAGCUCGUCAUCCGGCACUGCUGCGCCCCAGAGCGGCGGGGUUUCCUUCAGCUGCACGGUGCGCAGCGAGCCGCCGGAGUACACAAACUUGGGCAGCUUCGGCCGGGCGGCGAGCUCCGCGUCUGCACCUGCCAGCGACAGGCAGCCCCCCACUGGCUACCCGGCCGCGCCGCCGCCGCCGCCGCCGCCGCCCCGCAACCACAUGGACCACCAGCGGGCGUUGGCGGCGCAGCACCACCGGCUGAACGCGCUCAAGGAGGAGCCGCAGAUCGUGCCCGAGAUGUCCGGCGACACACCGCCGAUGUCCCCCAUCGACAUGGAGAACCAGGAGCGCAUCAAGGCGGAGAGGAAGCGCAUGCGGAACAGGGUGGCCGCGUCCAAGUGCCGGAAAAGGAAACUGGAGCGCAUCUCCCGGCUGGAGGACCGGGUGAAGAACCUGAAGAACCAAAACACGGAGCUGGUUUCCUCCGCCAACGUCCUGCGGGACGAGCUGGCGCUGCUCAAGCAGAAGGUCAUGGACCACGUCAACAGCGGCUGCCAGCUCAUCUUGACGCAGCAGCUCCAGGCGUUCUAGACUGUCUCCGGGAGGAGGAGAAGAAGAACCAAGGGACAUGUCUUUGGGGACCAAAACGCAGCUUAAAACAAACGACUCCGCUCAGGCUGUGUAUCCACAGGCGGCCGGUGGCCGACGAGGAGACGUGUUAUCGGUCAGUGUCGUGAAAGGGAAAAGAAGGAGCAGAGGCCACCUGACCCAUAUUGCACAGACGCACAGCUCAGAGGGAACGUUUGCUCAUAUUUACACCUUCCACGAGACUUGUUACAUAUUUCGGGCGAUUUUGUCAACUUUAUUAUUAUUAUUUUAUAAUGUCCAUCCAAAAGUAGAAGAAUCUCAUUUGUAUUCAGUCAAGGGAACGUGACAAAUGCCCCUUAUACGAGCCUACUUGUCUAUUUGGUUGUGGCCCAUUCAAAGUCUUCCAUCCUCCAUCGGAGCUCGUGUGGGAUCCAAUGACCUCAUGGAGAGAAACACAAUGUGAACCAGGCAAAGCCCCCCACUACGUCAAGCACACACACAUCUAUAGAUAUGUGUGUUUAUGUAUAUAUGUCAAGACAAGAGUCGAGUGCUGAGCAUCCCCACCAGCGAGCAGCUCACAUGUACAGAUGAACAACACCUUUGCAAAAAGUUCCACACCUUUACGCGAGGACUCUUGUAGGUGUGUGCGCGCGUUUGUAGCGUUUACUGACAAAUAACUGCCUUAUACUUUUCUUAACCGCUCUGUUCAUGCAGCUUUGUGACGUCGGCGUCGCCGACCCCGAAAUAACACUUUGUAAUAAUAUUUCUACGCUGUACUUUUUGUUUCGAGCACUUCCGACUGUAAAUAUGACAAAAAUAAAAAAAAAAUCGUUGGGACACGUCA
Messenger RNA from Scophthalmus maximus (turbot), 2210 nucleotides. RefSeq names its product transcription factor Jun-like. The record is from RefSeq and is a predicted model, not a curated record. The transcript has a single exon. Lineage: Eukaryota; Metazoa; Chordata; Actinopteri; Pleuronectiformes; Scophthalmidae. Gene Ontology annotation, biological process: regulation of cell population proliferation; regulation of transcription by RNA polymerase II; regulation of cell cycle. Gene Ontology annotation, molecular function: DNA-binding transcription factor activity, RNA polymerase II-specific; transcription factor binding; RNA polymerase II cis-regulatory region sequence-specific DNA binding. Gene Ontology annotation, cellular component: transcription regulator complex. The coding region runs from base 386 to 1369 and encodes 327 amino acids.